Miscanthus lutarioriparius is the source of this 2472-nucleotide messenger RNA. The record is from the annotation of a GenBank genome assembly. Lineage: Eukaryota; Viridiplantae; Streptophyta; Magnoliopsida; Poales; Poaceae.
AUGCUUGAGGAUUUCUUCACUCUUACUGAGAUGAAGGAUGGCAUCUCCACGGUCGCAAGGAUCGCAGAGCUCAUAUCUGAGAUGCACAAGCUGGAAGACUCCGCCGACAUCAACACGUCUGACGUGAUAAGGCAGUGCUCCACGGCUGCCAACACACUAGCAUCCACCAAAAACGAAGAGUGUCUUCAGCAUUUCGUUCAGCUAAACGGUGUUUCCUUUCUCAACCGUUGGCUUCAGGAUGCUCAAAAAUGUGUUGGGGACGUCAGCAGUUCAGCGGAGGAUCUUAUAGUUGCCAUAUUGACUGCGUUGGAGUGUCUUCCAAUCAGCAAUGAGCAGUCAGCCUCCUGUAGAGUUAUGCCUACUGUUGAUCACCUGCUUGCUCACGGGAAUGCCAUGAUCAACCAAAAGCGAGAGCACUCCGUCACAAAGGAGGCAUGCCGGACUGAUCAGCUUAAGUCUCCAGAACCUAGCCACAAGACAGAAACUAAGAAACAGAGUGUAGCGGAUCAAGAUGGAGAGCCUGCUGAAGAAUCAAAACCUGAGGCGACAACUUGCUCAGAUGCACCUUUGUCCGAUCCUUCUCUGACUAAUGACAAUACAGAUGCAACAAAGCAACCACCGGGGCUAACAUCACCGAAUUCAUCAAAUGGAAACACAGAAUUAGGGGAUGUCAUGUGGGUUUACAAGAUGGGCAGUCCACCACCAAGGGAACUUCUUCCAAUGAUGCAGAACUGCCCACUAAUGGCAUACUCCCGGUCAAACUCUAUUAAUGCAAAGAGUGAUACUGGACAAGAUGCACCGGUGGACUCGACUCCAGCAGCCAUGUCUGUAGACCAUAAUAAACCUGACAAGCUAUUUGCUAGUAGCAAAACAGGUCUGGAGGAUAGUAUUGUUUCAGCUAGCUCGGGUAUCAAAGAGUCUGAGCCAUUUGCAGCUGGUAGGUUACAUUUGGAGAAGGAUACAACUGAAACUUUGAACCAACUUGCAGCUGUAACCCGUGAUUUGCAAGAUCUGUCCGAGGAAAGUACAGGCAAAGAAGAUGAACCUACAUCAUCAUCUAGUACAGAUGAUAUGGACAUGAGCAGUGACUAUAUAUUGCAAAGAUAUUACGAUGAUACAGAUGCACUAGAAGUAGCACGUCUGGUAGCUAUUGAGGUGGAGCGGGAGGUUAUUGACUACAGAGGACCCUUUUGUAGUUCUCCUGAUACUAAUUCCAGGAAUGCUGACAGUCCUGACCUGGAAGCACCGCGGCAGCCUGUAGCUGUUGCCAGUGAACUGAAUGAUAAUAAAUCUUCUUGUACAGAGGCUAAGUCAGGAAGUUCCUCAUCUCAUAAGGAGGAUGGAUCAGGCAUCACAGAUGGCAGCGCUGUGGCUGCUUCAAGAGGCUCAUCUGUGUUUCCAGCUCGGCUCCACUUUGAAGGUGGACUUGGGUGGAAAGGCUCUGCCGCAACCAGUGCCUUUCGACCAGCUUCACCUCGGAGGACUCCUGAUGCAGAGAAGUCGCUUUCAGCUUCUUCACAUAAAACAAGCAACAUGCUAUUUGAUUUAAAUGUAGCUGACAGCGAUAGUGCUACUUCUGGUGAACCACUCUCAACAGCAAUCCUGCCUACUUCUUGUGACCUACCUUCCAAGGGUGCUUCCAAAGCAGUUGGUAUGAGCGGAGGACUGAAACUUGACCUUAAUUUCUCAUGUGGUGAUGAGGAAGAUGCUGUCACUGCAAGCAAUGUGCCGCCAUUGUGGAAUCGCCAACAAUUUAAUGGCAACUGGAGUCAGCCUUCUUCCUCCUCAUCUUCAAGGCAACCUGCAGUCAGAAACUUUGACUUGAAUGACAUGUCAAUCGCUGAUGGUUCUGUGCGAGGAAUGGAUGGGUCUUCUGUCAAGACUCCUUCAAGGGAUAUGUCGAACCAUUCUGCCGUCACAAUUAUGGGUAAGAGGAUAGUUGUAGGGCAGAAAGAACAUGGGCAGCAAUACCAGCAUAACUUUCUGGGACCAAGUGCUGAAUCAAGAGUUCCUCCAAGACCUACUCAGUCUUUUGCACAUACUCCUGAUUAUAGUGUUUUCAGUUAUCCAUCUCAACCUGCUAUGCCUUUUCCCCCAGCCUUCUUUGCCCCUGGGGGCAGUCCGUACUUGGUUGAUGCAAAGGGUGCACCAGUCAUACCACCGCUGUCAGGUCUAAGCCUCGGCAUUUCUCAUCCAUCUUUCAGCCCCAGAGCAACACCACCCUCAUCUAAUGAAUUGAGUUACUUUCAUCCUAGCAUGGAUUUCAAUUAUGGAGUGCCAUCUGAAGGCGCACGGAGGGAGGCAGGGAGCUACUGGCCCGUGUCCUACCAGGGCCAGACAAUGUUUGUGGAUGAACGCAUGAGGAAUGUGUCACAGGGUGGUAGUUCUGGGUUGGUGCUGAAACGAAAAGAGCCAGAGUCAGGUUGGGAUAUGUACUGCGUCGUUGAGCCUGAAGGUUUGUUGCAGCCAUAA